AAAGAUCAUCCACAUCAGAUGUCUCACCGUAUUUUAAUUCUUUCAUCAACACCAAUCCUUCAUGGUGGAGAGUAUGACACAUUACAUCUCCCGUUUCUUUCUUACAUAUUAGGUAUUCUCAAAAUACUUUCUAAUUAACUUCACCAUCUCGAUAUAGACUUUGUUUUAACAGAGGAUGUUGGGAGGCAGCAGUAGACAACAAAAAUGGUCUCUUCAAGGAAUGACAGCCCUGGUUACAGGGGGCACCAAAGGCAUAGGAAAAGUUGUUGUUGAGGAACUUGCUGGUUUUGGAGCUGCUGUUUAUACAUGUGCUCGUACUGAAAAGGAUCUUAAUGAGUGUUUGACUGAGUGGAAAGAUGCAGGAUUGAAUGUUGGUGGUUCACCUUGUGACUUAACAUCACGCACAGCACGAGAGGAGCUCAUGGAAAAGGUUUCUUCAUUUUGCAAUGGGAAGCUCAAUAUAUUGAUAAAUAAUGUAGGGACAAAUAAAAGGAAGCCCACUGUAGAAUAUACAGCUGAGGAUUACUCUUUUUUUAUGUCCACCAAUUUCGAAUCAGCUUAUCAUUUGUCUCAACUAUCGCAUCCUUUACUGAAAGAAUCAGGAAAUGGAAGCAUUGUGUUUAUUUCUUCUGUUGCUGGUGUUGUAGCCAUUCAGUCUGGUACCAUUUAUGCAGCCUGCAAGGGAGCGAUUAAUCAAAUUACAAAAAAUCUUGCAUGUGAAUGGGCAACUGACAAGAUACGUGUUAAUUCUGUGUCACCAUGGUAUACCAAGACUCCGCUUGUUGAAAAGCUAUUAGAAGAUGAAGAACUGGUGGGAAACAUCCUCAAAUACACUCCCUUGAAUCGUAUAGCCGAGCCUCAAGAAGUUUCCCCUCUCGUAGCUUUUCUUUGCCUACCUGCUGCUUCAUAUAUUACCGGUCAGGUUAUUUCUGUUGAUGGGGGGAUGACUGCAAAUGGCUUCUAUCCAAAAUGAGAUAGGUGAAUCUGUUCCUGCAGUGAUUGUCUUGCUUUGAGCUUCUUACUGCAAUUCAUGUUAUUUAUAACUAAAUAUAUGACAAAUUGCCUUGCAUUUUAAUCGUCAUACGCAUUUGAAGUAGGGGUUGGACUUUUUACACUGCUGAAGAAAAUUGUCAUUUGUACCCAAUUUUAAACUAUUAUUGAUGUGUCUGGAAAGUUAUCUUUACAUGAACAAGGUGGUGUUGGAUGAAUUUUCUUUUGGAAUCAUAUCUUAAAUGAAUGAUGUGGGACAUGAGAAGGAUUCGGAAUGUAUAAGCAAUUCUAAUUUUUCUCUUCACUACAAACUGCUUGGUCUCAUUAUAACUUUAAAACUGGGCAUUAUUAUUAGUUUCA
Cryptomeria japonica (Japanese cedar) is the source of this 1350-nucleotide messenger RNA. Its product is annotated as tropinone reductase homolog At5g06060. The record is from RefSeq and is a predicted model, not a curated record. Gene Ontology annotation, molecular function: oxidoreductase activity. The transcript has 5 exons. The coding region runs from base 176 to 973 and encodes 265 amino acids. Lineage: Eukaryota; Viridiplantae; Streptophyta; Pinopsida; Cupressales; Cupressaceae.